AUGAGUAAGCCAGGUAGUCCAAAGUCGCGGCAGUUGAGCAGGUUGGAUUCUGAUCCCAGACGUUGCAAGGACGAAAAGAUAAUGAGGGAGAUAGCCUCAGAUGAAUCAACCCUCCCAGCCGGCUUCUCUCCAGUAGACAACAGCGCCGGACAGAACGAUGGCAUUUCUGUUCAGGAUGAAGCAUCCGAGGAAGAAAAAAGUAGCGCUCAGCAAGACGCAGAUCCACCAGGGAUGUCAAGAAGAGCACUUGAGGUCACUAAGAAGCGCAAGCUUGUGUUCGAGAUUGAUGAUGGCCCGCCAAGAAAACGGCGAUAG
Molecule: messenger RNA, 315 nt
Organism: Colletotrichum godetiae
Lineage: Eukaryota; Fungi; Ascomycota; Sordariomycetes; Glomerellales; Glomerellaceae
Exons: 1
Coding region: 1-315 (104 amino acids)
Source: RefSeq, a predicted model, not a curated record